Messenger RNA from Hippopotamus amphibius kiboko, 4949 nucleotides. RefSeq names its product phosphoribosyl pyrophosphate synthetase associated protein 2 (gene PRPSAP2). NCBI's taxonomy places the organism in Eukaryota, Metazoa, Chordata, Mammalia, Artiodactyla, Hippopotamidae. Gene Ontology annotation, biological process: 5-phosphoribose 1-diphosphate biosynthetic process; purine nucleotide biosynthetic process. The transcript has 14 exons. Gene Ontology annotation, molecular function: ribose phosphate diphosphokinase activity; magnesium ion binding. Bases 342 to 1472 code for a protein of 376 amino acids. The record is from RefSeq and is a predicted model, not a curated record. Gene Ontology annotation, cellular component: cytoplasm; ribose phosphate diphosphokinase complex.
AGGGGAGGGGACGGGGGCACACGGAUGGCUCCGCUGACCUCGAGGCCAGGGUCGUUCUCUCUCCCCUGCUGCUGGUCAGUUGGGUGGCUGAGUCGCUUUCCUUCAAGGUUAUUGUUACCUGGGCGACCUUGUGUUCCAGUUGAGGAAAAGGCAGAUGACCAGGUCAGGCUCAGGCAGGAGCCAGGGCAGCGGCAGGGCCCAGGGGAGGUAUCACGGAGGAACUUUGUGGUCAAGAGACUAGAGGAGGUUGUCGUAAUUGACUUUAAGCAGCAAACAGGAAAACGCUGAGCUCUUCAGCUCCACCUUUCUUGCUCUGAGAACUGGAGAACCAAGAAGGUUUGAUGUUUUGUGUGGCGCCGCCUGAAUCAGAAACCACGAUGAACGUAACCAAAGGGGGUCUGAUGUUGUUUUCGGCAAAUUCUAAUGCGUCCUGUAUGGAGCUUUCAAAGAAGAUCGCUGAGCGGCUGGGGGUGGAGAUGGGCAAAGUGCAGGUUUACCAGGAGCCUGACAGAGAAACAAGAGUACAAAUUCAAGAGUCUGUGAGGGGAAAAGAUGUUUUCAUCAUCCAGACUGUUUCAAAGGAUGUGAACAGCACCAUCAUGGAGCUGCUGAUCAUGGUGUACGCGUGCAAGACCUCCUGCGCCAGGAGCAUCACCGGCGUCAUCCCCUACUUCCCGUACAGCAAGCAGUGCAAGAUGCGGAAGCGGGGCUCCAUCGUGUCCAAGCUGCUGGCGUCCAUGAUGUGCAAAGCUGGUCUGACUCAUCUUAUUACUAUGGAUUUACACCAGAAGGAAAUUCAAGGAUUCUUCAACAUUCCUGUUGAUAAUUUAAGAGCAUCUCCUUUCUUAUUACAGUAUAUUCAAGAAGAGAUCCUGGAUUACAGGAAUGCGGUGAUCGUGGCCAAGUCUCCAGCCUCUGCGAAGAGGGCACAGUCCUUCGCCGAGCGCCUGCGGCUGGGCAUCGCGGUGAUCCACGGGGAAGCGCAGGACGCCGAGUCGGACCUGGUGGACGGGCGGCACUCCCCGCCCGUGGGCAGGAGCGCGGCCGCCAUCCACCCCAGCCUGGAGAUCCCCCUGCUGAUUCCUAAAGAGAAGCCCCCGAUCACCGUGGUCGGCGAUGUGGGAGGAAGGAUCGCCAUCAUCGUGGACGACAUUAUCGAUGAUGUGGACAGCUUCCUUGCUGCAGCAGAGACCCUGAAGGAAAGGGGUGCAUACAAGAUCUUCGUGAUGGCGACGCACGGCUUGUUGUCCUCUGACGCCCCCCGGCUCAUUGAGGAAUCUGCCAUCGACGAGGUGGUGGUUACCAAUACAAUUCCACAUGAAAUCCAGAAGCUCCAGUGCCCCAAAAUUAAAACUGUGGAUAUCAGCAUGAUCCUUUCGGAAGCCAUCCGUCGGAUUCACAAUGGACCCUGCGCGCCCUGGACUCGCAGUCGCUUGGCUGCAGCAGGAGAGGAAUCGGAGCACCAGCUGUGAGCCACUGGGGCAGGGUUUUAUGGAAGCGUGUGAUGACUCCUAAGCUGACUGUCUGGAGAUCUCAGUUGCCACAAACAACAAAAAGUACAGACUUUACAAAAUCGGGUGAGAAAAGCCACUACACAGACAAACACUGUGGAGAGAGAAGGAUCUGAUUUCCAGACUUUCAUAUUAUAAUAUUAAAAAUAUCAGUUGUCAACAACAGAAAAUUCCAAGGCAUGUGAAAAAACAAGAAGGUUGGGCCCAUACACAGGGUCUUCCUUGAGGAAGUCCAGAUGUUAGACUUACUAGACAAAGACUUUGAAUGAGCUAUUUAAAAUAUGCUCAAAGAGCUAAAGGAAACCAUGGGAAUUCUGUCUCACCAAAUGGAGAAUAUCAACAAGGAGAGAGAAAUAAUAAAAAUGAACCAAACAGAGAGGAUGUGAGGAAGAUGGUGGAGCAGGAAGCACCAGGAAUCUGUCUCCACCUAGACAGAAAUCCAUCUGAUGAUCUUGGAAUUCUGAGUCUAUGGAAGGUUUGCAGUUUUCAGGGUGAGUGCUGGACAGUAGAUUGUAGCUAAUUUUUGUGAAAAACAGCUCUUGGUACAGUUGUGGAUACCUGACCCCCAUUCCCAGCCCUGCGGCAGGCAGCUCUGCACACGUGCCUGGGGCAAUCUGCACAAGCUUGUGGGAGCCAGGAUAGGCCAAACGGCCCCUCCUUCAAAUAGCAUCUGUGCUCUGAGAGCUGGUGGUGGCUUCUGAUCGCAGAGGUGCAGAGGCUGGGAACCAUCAUUACUUCACCUCCCUUGUUGCAAGCCCCUACCCCUUCAGUUGAAGAAGGAAUAGUUCCUAACUCAUUCUGUGAGGCCAGCAUUACCCUAGCACAAAAACCAGACAAAGACAUUACAAGAAAAGAAAAAGUCCAAUAUCUCAAGAAAAUAGGAGCAAAAAUCCUCAACAAAAUAUUAGAACAAUUCAAACAACGUAUAAAAAGAAUUAUGCAUGACCAAGUGGCUUUAUCCCAGAUAUGCAAGGCUGUCUCAACAUUUGAAAACCAAGUCACGUAAUACAUCACAUCAAAAGACUAAAAAAAGAAAAACUGCAUGGUUAUAUUGAUUGAUGCAGAAAGGGCAUCUGACAAAAUCCAACAUCCGUUAAUGAUGAAAACGGAGUGAAACAGGAACAGAGAGGGAAUUUCCUCAUCUUGUUAAAGAAUAUCUACAAACAUCCUACAGUGAAUAUCAUACUUAGUGGUAAGCAAUAGAAACUUUCCCACUAAGAUCAGGAACAAGGCAAGGAUGUCCCCUCCAUCCCUCUUUCAACAUUGUACUGGAAAGCCAAGCUAAUGUGUUAAGACAAGGAAAGGAUUUAAAAGGUACACAAAUUGGGGAGGAAGAAAUAAAGCCACUUUGUUCUCAGAUAAUAUGAUCAUCUACGUAGAAAUUCUGAAGGAAUAACAACCCCCACCCCCACCCCAACUUGGAACUAAGAAGUGGUUAUAGUUAGAUUGCAGGAUACAAAGUCUAUUAUUACUUUCUUAUAUACAAACAAUGAAAAAGUGAUGUUUGAAAAUAGAAAUACAGUACCAUAUACAUAAGCACCACAAAAAUGACAUACUUAGGAAUAAGUCUAACAAAGCAUGUGUAAGAUCUAUAUAAGGAAAACUACAAAACUCUGAUGAAAAAUCAACUAAGUAAAUGGAGAGAUAGUCCAUGUUCAUGGAGAGGAAGACUCAUUAUUGUCAAGAUGUCAGUUCUUCCCAGCUUGAUCUAAAGAUUCGACACAAUCCCAAUCAAAAUCCCACCAAGUUAUUUUGUGGAUUCUGACAAACCGAUUCUAAAGCUUGCAUGGAGAGAGAAAAGACUCAGAAUUGCCAAUACAUUAUUGAAGGAGAAGAACGAAGUUGGAGUAUUCACACUACCUCACUUCAAGAUAACUCUAAAAUUACCAUAAUCAAGAGUGUGGUAUUGUUGAAAGAAAAGACAAAUGGGCCAACUGAACAGAAUAGAGAGCACUCAGAAAUACAUCCACAUAAAUAUAGUCAACCAAUCUUUGCCGAAGGAGCAAAGGCAAUAUGGUGGGCCAAAAUUGUCUUUUCAACAAGUAGUUUUUGAGUAAUGGAUAUUCACAUGGGAAAAAGAAGUGAAUGUAGACUUAAAUGUAAAAGUCAAAACCAUAAAACCCCUAGAAGAAAAGCUAGCUGACCUUGGGAUGGCAAUGACUUUUUAGAUAUGACAGCAAAGGGAUGACCCAUGAAAGAAAUCAUUGCUAAACUGGACCACUAAAACUAAAAACCUUUGCUCUGUGAAAUGCACUGCUAAGAGAGUGGAAGACAAGCCACAGACUGGGAGAAAAGGCUUUGGAAGAAACUUAUCUGAUAAAGGACUGGUAAAGAGAACAAUUAAAUCUCAGUGAUAAGAAAACAAGUCUGAUUAAAAAUUGGGCUGAAGACCUUACAGACAACUCACCAAAGGAAAUAUACGGAUGGCAAAUAAGCCUAUGAAGGAUGCUCUCUAUUAUAUGUCACGUAUCAGAAUGACCAAAAUCUGGAACCCUGACAACACCAAAUGCUGACAAGGAUAUGGAGCAACAGGAACUCAUUCAUUGCUGGUGGGGAUGCAAAAUAACCACUUUGGCAGAAAAGUAAACACUUUUACCAUGUGAUCCAGCAGCCGUGCUCCUUGGUAUUUACCAAAAGGAGUCACAUAAAGGAGUCCACAUAAAAACCUGCAGCUGGAAUUUUAUAGGAGUUUUAUUCAUAAUUGUCAAAACUUGGAAGCAAUCAAAAUGUCCUUCAGUAAGUGAAUGGAUAGACUGUGGUACCCCCAGACAAUGGAAUAUUACUCAAGCAGCAAAAAGAAAUGAGUUAUCCAGGAAACAAUGUGGAGGAAACUAAAACAGGUUUUAUUAAAGAAGAUGCUAUGUGACUCCAACUCUGUGACAGUCUUUAUGGAGAGUGAAAAGAUCAGUGAUUGCCAGGGGUUGGUGGUGGGAUGGAGGGAGGCAUAGUGGUGGGUAUAUGUCAUUAUACAUUUGUCUAAAUCCAUGGAAUGUGCAACACCAAGGGUGAACCCUAGGGUAAGCUGUGGACUGUGGGUGGUGAUGAUGUGUCCAUGUAGGUUCACCAGUUGUGACAAGUGUACAGCUCUGGCGGGGGUGCUGAUAAUGGAAGUUGUGCAUGUGUGGGGCAGGGGCCACUAGGAAAUCUCUGUACCUACUGCUCGGUAUUGCUGUGAACUUAAAAACUGCUCUAAAAAUAAAGUCUUGAAAAAAAACAACAACCCUAGACUGGUUUGACAAAAAAAGGGUACCACAGCCUAGCCAAGUUGACUAGUAACAUUAACCAUCGCACAAGGAUAUGGAUUGUAAUCCCCAGGGCAACCACUAAGAAUACCUUAAAGACACUUAGUCAAAGAAAGGAGAAGGGGACCAAAAUGGGAGGCUAGAAAAUAUCUCUGCAACACCAAGAAGGGUGCAGUGGAGGAACUGAGGGCUAACA